Messenger RNA from Sardina pilchardus (European sardine), 794 nucleotides. It is a transcript of the gene mydgf, whose product is annotated as myeloid-derived growth factor. Bases 50 to 559 code for a protein of 169 amino acids. Lineage: Eukaryota; Metazoa; Chordata; Actinopteri; Clupeiformes; Clupeidae. The record is from RefSeq and is a predicted model, not a curated record. The transcript has 6 exons. Gene Ontology annotation, biological process: positive regulation of angiogenesis; positive regulation of endothelial cell proliferation.
GCCCUCAACUCUUUCACUCUGUGCUGGUGCGUCAACCUAAAAAGCCAACAUGGCCCUCCUCAGUAACAGCAGAAGUGCAGGUCCGUCCGCUAAUAUUCUGCUCGGAACUGUUGUUCUCAUCGUCGUUGCGGUUGCUUCAUCCGAGAACACAAACACGGUGGAAUUCAACGUAAAACCCGGGGGAGUUGUUCACACUUUCUCCCAGAAUAUUAAAAAUCACAAAUGCUCCUUCACAUAUGCAUCUCAAGGAGGGACCAAUGAGCAAUGGCAAAUGAGCGUGGGCCUCAGUGAUGACGACAAGCUUCUGUCUUGCUCUGUGUGGAGGCCGCAAGGCAAGUCCUACUUGUUUUUCACUCAGUUCAAGGCAGAGAUCACAGGAUCAAAAAUGGAAUUCGUAGGUGCUUAUUCCCAGUCUGCUGUGGGAGGACAAAAGGAUGUGCCUUUGAAGGAGGAAGAGUACAUCGUUGGGGAAACCUCAGUGACCCAUAGAGAGGGCAAGUUCCAGGCUCAGCUCUCAAAGCUGACCAUGAUCGCCCGGACCAAACACGACGAGCUGUGAUUGCACGGAUGCAGACGAUCAACUGAAUGUGCUUCAGUGAGAUGAAGGAAGAAAGAAAGAAAUUACCGUCGCCCUGCAGAAACCUCUGUGACAAAAGAGGGGAUGGAACUGUAAAUGCGAAAGAAAGAAGAGAUUGCUCACUGUAACAGUUGAAGUGAAGUGCAACUGUUCUGUACAGUACCGUAUAGUACAGCUUAGGGUUUGUUUUUCUAAUGAAGAAUCCCAAAGGAUGGGU